Molecule: messenger RNA, 8196 nt
Organism: Scaptodrosophila lebanonensis
Lineage: Eukaryota; Metazoa; Arthropoda; Insecta; Diptera; Drosophilidae
Gene: ndl
Product: serine protease nudel
Exons: 16
Coding region: 242-8122 (2626 amino acids)
Biological process (GO): proteolysis
Molecular function (GO): serine-type endopeptidase activity; protein binding
Source: RefSeq, a predicted model, not a curated record
UUAUUUUAUUUUUUUUUGGUUUGUUUGAGUGAAUUUCGGUAAUUUGAUGAUCCUCUUCGAAUUAGAGUUUUGAAUAUUCAAGAGCAAUUUGAUUAUUGCCGGAAACUGUGUCAAUUGAUAUGUGAAAGUGAAGCUGGUGGCAUAGAGGAUUGAAAAAUAACACAAUUAUAAUAACAAAUUCUAACUAUCAGUACAACAGAAAACCAUAAAAACGUAGUCGUGUGUGUGAAUUUAUUUUAAAAUGGAUGAGAUCGAAGCAAAGGGAGGUUUGCGAAAUCCACGUAGAUGCUCAUUUCGAAUGCCCUGCAGUCGCAUCGUGCUCAUAUCGACCGUAGUCUUGAUCACACUUCUGCUUUCGCUUAUCUAUCAUGGCAUUGUACUGGAGAGAAUGGAUCCCCUCAGCCAUAUAAUGACACUUGAUGAUGAACACGCCCAGCCUGUAGAGCCCAUAGAUGAGGAUCUUGUGGGGAAUAUAAAUAAUCUGCCACCCGUGCGUAUUCAACUGCUUGACACUACUCCCCUGCUGGGGCCAACAACCCAUCUGGAUAUCGAUAAUACCCCUCUGGGCAACGACAAUGAGGAACAAAAAGUGCAUCUGAAACACUUGCGCCUCAUGUUUCGACUACAGAAGCGAUUGCGUCGUCAGCGCCGUCACCUGCCGGAUCUACUCGAUCCCGUUCAGCUUGAGGCCAAUCUGCAACAGCUCUACCCGCGCCUGCGCAGCAAAAGGACCAAGGAGGCCCUUUAUAAGCUCGAAAGCGAGUACGCUCGCUGCAAGAAAGAGACGCAGCAUGCCGACGGCUGUCUGUCUGUCUUCAUGCGCAUGUACAACAUGACCAAGGAGAUCAUCGAGAAAAUGGAGAAGAUGAAGGCCAUCAUGCAGGAGCAUCGGCCGGAACUCGGCUCAAGUAGCAUGGAAUCAAAGGAGUUUGAGCCCUAUGCGCCGACUCGAAACGUCACUCCGAAAUCCACGCCAGCAACUGAGGAACCACUCGACCUAACCACGCCUAUCGUGCCAGCCAAUGUGACGGCCAAUGGCACGACUGUAAAGCCCGUAAGAGAGAAAAUAAAACCGGUAAUUAUCAGUUGGAUUAUCGACGGGCACGGUCAUGACGAGAAUGAGGCGUACGAGGAGAAUACGCCGAAGAUGGUCACAACCACCGAAGUUUCGCAGAGCACUUCCAUAACGGACUCUACAAACUCAACGAUGACCACAUCUGCAAUCGGAAAUACUCCAACGACAACUUCCAAGUCCGCUUCUAAUGUGGAAACAACAACCACGUUCACUUCAACAACAACAAAAACAACAACAACAACAACAGCAGCGGUUGACAAAGCAACUAGAGCGGCUAAUACGACGACGACUUUGUUGCCCAGCACCACCCAAACAACCACCACUGCAGCCUUACCCCUAGAAUCCACAUCUGAGAAUAUCACCAAAACUAUCUCAACCACUGAGGAUUUAACCGCCGAGUCCACAUCUGACUACAUCAGUGUUAUAUUGGAUGACUUUGUAGGACCCAAACACAUAUUGCCCGUAACAGAGGGAACCAUUACUACUCCAGCGCUUAAAUCGGAUAGUCUCGUGAAGCAGAAAACUACGAAAAUUCCAAAUACAACGACCAUCACCACAGAUGCGCCGGAAAUGCUCUCCACGACGCCACAGAAUGCGACACAUUCGCGAAAACUGCAAUUCGAUUGGAUCAUUGACAGCGAAAUCGAAGACACAGAUUCCAAAAACAGCACCACACAAGCAGUCGUCUCUACAACCACCACCACAAGAAUGCCACUUACAACGACCGCCAGCGCUGCAACCGUCCGUCCCACUAACCCAAAGCCAUUGAAAAUCAGUUGGAUUAUCGAUAGCGGUGGCAGCAGCUCUGAGUUUAGCAGCACCUACAAACCCAGGACCACCGUCGCCUCAUCGACUCAAAGUCCAGAGCGGGAUGUGCAUCCACUGGAUAACCCCAGUAGUGUGGAGAACAUGCUGGACAGCUUUGAGCGGCAUGAGGCCCAGAAGCCUCUCCUAAAGGCUCAAAACAACGCAACGACUACAACUGCGCCGAAAACUAGCAGCGAUGUCUACGAUCGCCAGCACUGGCUGGAACAGUUCAAGCAGCAGGCAGCGCCAGCCCAGACCCAGGACGAGCUUAUUGAUACGUUUGGCAGCGGACUGGAUGCCAAAAGUCUGGACAAUAUGGGGCCCAAAAUAAAUCCAGCAAACAUAAAUUUAUUGAAUGCGGCCGAUGCCGAAUUUUUGACAGUAUGCGAGCGCAUGGCCAAGAAAAUGCGCAACAAGAUGGGUGUGAGUGGCGAAACUGGUGGUGCCAGUAAUCCAAGCAACCCAGUAGUUGCACCCGUGCCAGAAGGGGAAACGGAAACCUUUACAUCUUCGCCCAACGUGCAGUUCACUAGCCGGGGACCAGGCGGGUUUCCCGUGUCCGGCGAAACAAUGAAGGCCUCGGCACAGUUCAUGUUUAAUCCCAACUUUGGCAUGCCCAGCAUUCCUGUUUGCUUCUACAUGACGCCUGCCAAUUUCCGCAUGCCCAUGUGGUCGCCUUCGUAUUAUGGCAUGCAGGGUGGGCAGUUCGGUGGCAUGAAUGGAGGCGGCGCAAUGCCAAUGGGCGGGCCUGGUGGCAUAUUCUUUGUGCCCAAUCAAUUUGGCACCACUGCCAAUUUCUUUGCGGGCCCCAGCGGAGGCACUGCAGCAGCGGCGCAGAAUAAUAUGCCAAAUAUAUUCUCUAAGAAUGCCUCCCCUCAAAAACUGGGCAGUCAGCAGCAACAGCAAGUCUACUGCACCUACAUGCAGAAUCAACGAGGACAGCAGCCAAAUGUGCCGCCCAAUCCAGCGACAGGCAACCAACUGGGCCUCAACCCGGGAGGUUUCUCAAAUGCCAACUUCAAGAUGCGCCAUGCCAACCAGACAGCGUCGACCCAGGGCCAGAUUAUCUAUGCCUCGUAUAUGGGUCUGCCCACACUUCCAGCUGACCGACCCAAGUGUGCGCAGCCCGAUCAGGUGUCCUGCUACGGCAGCCAGGAGUGCAUAAGCUCCGAGCGUUUCUGCGACAAUGUCGUCGACUGUUCAGAUGGCAGUGAUGAGUCCGCCUGCACCUGUGCCGAUCGCUUGGACGAAGAACGCCUGUGUGAUGGCUAUGCCGAUUGUCCCAUGGGUGAGGAUGAGUUGGGCUGCUUCGGCUGCGAGCAAUUCGCGAUUUCCUGCUACGAUCGACCGCAGGACUAUGAGCGACACAAUCGUUCCACACUGUCCAUGUGCUACAGCCAAUUGGAACGUUGUGACGGAUUUGUCAACUGUCUUAAUGGACGUGACGAACAAGAGUGCAGCAUGCUGGUCACAGACGUUACACAUCCCAUGGCUCACUCCGUUUCUGCGACGGAAGGAUACCUUUAUCGCAACCAUCGCGGCGAAUGGUAUCCUGUUUGUAAUAAUGGGGCCAAGUGGGCGGCAUCUGCCUGCGACUUCGAGGACACUCAGUCCAGCUCCAAGGCAGCACCAAAUAUCACAUUUCAGCCUUUGACGUUGCCAGGACCUUUCAUCGAGCCCUCCCUGCAUUCGGGCAUGCACUUUGCCCAGGCUUGUCAUGGACGCAAUAGCGAGGAUAGUCUUGUGAAUCAAGUGGCCUAUGUGAAGUGCGCGCCUGCCGUCUGUGGCGUGCCCAGCAAACCGAGGCAGAGUCUGCACUCAAAACGGGCGCGUCGAGCGGCCAUUGCAGCCGAACUAAGUGAGAAGUCGGAUCCAGAGGUUGGCACAAGUCGCAUCGUAGGUGGCAGCUACACAGAUGCACUGCAGUGGCCCUUCGUGGUGGCCAUCUACAGAGAUGGCAAGUUCCAUUGCGGUGGCACCAUCUACAACGAACGCUGGAUUAUUAGUGCGGCUCACUGUGUCAUCAAUUUUGCCAAAUACUAUUAUGAGGUGCGCGCAGGACUCCUGCGACGUACAAGCUACUCACUUGCCACUCAAAUCGUGCCCAUCUCCCAUAUAGUCUUCCAUCAGGCCUAUGAGCGACGCAGUAUGCGGAAUGAUCUGUCCUUGCUCCGUCUGGCAAUGCCGCUUCAGUUCAAUCGUUGGGUGAAGCCCAUUUGUCUGCCCGACAAGGGUCGCACCACAAUUGGUGAUGACUGGAUUUGGGGACCUGAGGAGCACACGCUAUGCACUGUCGUUGGUUGGGGAGCCAUACGAGAGAAGGGUCCGAGUAGCGAAUCCUUGCGACAAGUCACGGUGCCAAUACGCAAACGCUGCACAGACCCCGAGGAUCAAGCUGCUGAAGAUAUAUGCGCAGGCGAUCCAAAUGGGGGACGCGAUGCCUGCCAAGGCGAUUCGGGUGGACCGCUCUUUUGUCGCAGCGUCACAAAUUCAGAUGAAUGGUAUCUGGCCGGCGUUGUGAGUCACGGUAAUGGCUGUGCUCGUCCCAAAGAAUUUGGAGUCUAUACCCGCGUAGCCCUUUACUUGGACUGGCUAGAGAUGGCCACAACACAAGAUCUGCUGCCGUCGCGCCAGCCCCGCCAAAUGUGUCCGGGAUUCUUGUGUGUCUGGGGUGGCAAACGUUGUAUAGCCGAACGAUUGCGUUGCGAUCGUGCGGUCGACUGUCUGGGCGGUGAAGAUGAGGUAGGCUGUACCUACAACUUUAUACCGGACAUGGUGGGCAGUCAACACAAUGUCAGCAGCACCACAGAAAGUGAUUAUCAUCCUGAGCCGGAGCAGCAACAGCAGAACCAACAGGAUGGGCAGGCCGAUGGCGAUGAAGAGAGUACCACACCCUUGGAUGAAGCUACCACACAAGAGUCGGACUUGGAUAGUUUCUCAGCAGCUGAGAGUGUUACGGUGACGACUACAAUUGAUGGAAGCACCAGCAGCAGCAGCCUAAUUACUGAUGAAUUCAACGUGGAGGACAGCACUUGGACCAAUGAGCUUAGUACCUCUAUUACAUCUGAGCCCACAAGCCUACCCACCACAACGGAAACUUUCACAACCCUGCCUACAACAGUACCAACAACCACAAUACCAACAACAUGGCCCACAACAAUCGCACAAACCACAUGGCCUCCCACCUCGACGGAGGAUUUUAUGAAGCUGGCCGAUUUGGCUACCCAAGUCUUUGAGGAAGCAACGCGAACCUCUAAAGAAGCCGAGGCGACGACAUUGCCUUCAACGCCAAUUACAACCGAAGCUCCAAACAACUCGAGCAGCACAGUGCCAGCAACAACAAUAACAACAACUUCCACAACCCCAAAAACAACAACCGCAGCGACCACAACAACAGAAAGCAGCAGCACAUCUACCCCCAUCACCACGUCAACACCCAAGAUUACAGCAGUAACAUCAUCAUACGACAGCCAACAGACGACAACAAAGAGCGUGAAACUUUCGCCCAAGACCGCGCCGCCCAAUAAAUUUGUUUGUCAAAAAAUGUCCCAAAUUGUGGAGUUGCAGCAUCGCUGCGACAAAAAAGUGGACUGCGAGGAUGGCACAGAUGAAUUGGACUGUAGCUGCCGUGACUAUUUGAAGGGCUCCUUGAGUGUGCUAAUAUGCGAUGGCAAGGCUGAUUGCGAGGACCUAACGGAUGAAUUGGAAUGCGGCUCUUGCGAAGAGAACGAGUUCCUCUGUCCGCUAUCCAAAACAUGUUUGCCUUUGACUAAACGCUGCGACAAUUUCGCCGAUUGUAGAUUCAAGGAGGACGAAAAGGAUUGUUUUGCGCUCACCAAUGGCCAUGACAUUCACUUCGAAGCCCACAAACAGCCAAAAUUUAGCAGCACCGGCAUCUUCUCACGAAACGCUCACGGUCAGUGGCGUGUGGUCUGUGCCCAUGAGACGGGCUUCCACACACAUGGAGCUGCCACAGCCGAUGCGGUAUGCGCACUGCUCGGCUUCAAGGGCGCCCGCUACCACAACAGCACCGAGUUUGUGGCGCAGCGGUCGAUGAUGCCCAUUACCCCAGAGCUGGCACGUAAAUCACGACUGGGCUCACAACUGCGGGCUCUUGUGCGUGACAAUGUGCAAUUUACUAGUAACGAGGACCUCUUCCCACUGCAUCCGCACUCGCAACAGCAUCUGGCGCACAUCGAGGGCGAGAAAUGUUUGGGAAUUUAUGUAGAGUGCAAUCCUCAGGCGAACAAGACUACGCCCUUAAAGACACUCAGCGCUGGACAGGCCAUCAAGCACUCAACGGCACAGAAUCUGCCAGUUAUGCAGCCCACCAUUGAGACACACAACACGCCCAAUGUCCACUUCAAGCCGCAACUACCAGCACAGCUGCUGAACAAGAAAGACGAGAUCCUUGACCGUUUGGACAAGCUGAUCAAGAGCAAGAAGAAUCAAACUGUGCUGGUGAAUGAACAGCUUCACGAGGCCAUCGAAGAGCUACAUUGGCCUUGGCUGGCGGAUGUGUAUGCCAAUGGGAACCUCUGGUGCCUAGGGGUGCUGAUGGACAGGCGUUGGCUGCUGGUGCAUGAGAGCUGCAUGAUUGGAGUGAGAUUUGAGAAGCACUAUAUAAGCGUAUUGCUGGGCGGUGGAAAGACCAAACGAACACUCCAUCGAAGUACACACGAGCAAGUACGACGCGUGGACUGCUAUGAGGCAGUUCCCGAUACGGAUGUCCUACUCCUACACCUGGCAGAGUCGGCGCGAUUCACACACCAUGUGCUGCCCACCUUCCUGCCAGAUAUCUCCAGCAAGAAUUCAACACGCGACUGCAUCAGCGUCCUGCAUGAUGAACAGACGGGUCGAAUCAAAACUGUGGCCAUUGCAGCCGCUUCAAAUGACACGAAAUGCCAGAAAACAGAAUCUAUAUCCUGCUAUCAACUGCAGGAGAAGCAACCACCCGUCCAUUUAAUGCGUCUGCUCAAUGUCAGUGCCGAGGAUAUGGCCUCUAUAUCUGAGGAGGUGGAGCUCAUCAAUGGCAUAGCGCCCACGGAACUGCCCGCCCUCACAAAGUUUACCAGCUGCUCACAAUUCGGGCAGAAGAAUGCAAACGACUCAUUAGGACGACCCGUCGAUCAGGGUAUCCUGGUUUGUCGCGAUCCCCAUACGGGCUGGUAUCCAACAGCGCUCUUCAGCUACAACAACAGCGAUUGCCAGAGUUUCAAAGCGCCAUUCGGCAUACGGACAUUGGAGCUGGCCUACAAGAAAAUUCAACAUAUUAUAGACCAACCGCACUGUGCGAGUGUGAAAAGCACUCCAUCGUGCAACACCCAUCGUUGUCCACUCGGACUCUGUCUGUCGCAUGCCGCGCUGUGCGAUGGGAAGAGUGACUGCCACGAUGGCAGUGACGAGGAUGAGCAGAUGUGUCGGGCGUUGAAAAAAACCUGCGCUCCUGGCGAGAUGAAAUGCCGAUCCAGUCGCAAAUGUGUGCCCAAGGAAAAGUUUUGCGACCAUAUACCCGACUGUGCGGACAUGACUGACGAGCCCACAAUAUGCAGCUGUUUUACCUAUUUGCAAGCCACCGAUCCCUCUAAAAUAUGUGAUGGCAAGCGCAACUGCUGGGACAAGAGCGACGAGAGUUCUGUGCUUUGUAACUGCACUUCGGAACACUUUCAAUGCAGCUCUUCACCGGAAGACUGCAUUCCACGCGACUUUGUGUGCGACAAGGAGCCUGAUUGCCCAAAUGGCGAGGAUGAGCGUUACUGUUUUGGCAUAGAGCAUCCGUUAGAUAUGGAAAAGAAGGACUUCUGGGCGCCCAACCAGCACAAACACAAGGAAACGGCUCCCCAAUACGGACAGGUCAUUGAGCAAUCUUAUGGCAUUUGGCACACAAAAUGUUUCCCAAAGAGUACACCGCCUGGCAUUAAAGAAGUGCGUGCGAUAUGCGCCAAGCUUGGAUAUAAUCCGUAUCGCCAGCCCAGCUAUCGACUUAUAGACGAUGGGGCUAAUAAGGCAGUGGAAACUUACGAAUGGGCCGACCAACGUGGUCGCAGCUUCAGCAACGAUACGCUGGUGGGAAAAUAUCGUGAGUCCACCAAGGCAAAGAUAGUCAGCAAAUUCUCGCCUCUGCAGCUGAACGACCAGCUUACGCUCUUCCUAAAGCCGAGUCGACCCAUAGCCGAGUUGGUCAAGUGGAAUGCCACCGACUCAAGUCGUUGCUUUAGGCUGGAGAUCCGAUGUGCCUGAGGAGGAACGUGUGAUGUGCUCGUGAUUUUCCUUUGUACGUUUUAGUAGAAAAUAAAUACGAGAUAAAACUGCAA